AUGCCACACGAGGAGUUGCCUUUCUGGCUAGUCAAUGUUCCUAGAGAUCAAUGGCCGAGCGAGUGCCCGGACUUCUUGAGAGAUAUUAGUGAGAAGGAUAAAGGGAUCAUCGGGACGCCUGACGAACACUACAAGGUGUUGACAUGGGACCAAGUGCGGGACAUUGUAGAGAGCAACCGGGUCGACAAGUUUCAUCGCAUGCCAAGUGAGUUGAGGCGGUAUCGGCAGUUCACCCAUCGGCUGGAGAGGGAUUACGGCAGCAUCAUGAACUUCAUUGUUAAUGAGCGGUUGAAGUGGGGAAGUAUGGAGCCGAAGGGCAAGCCGUUCGAAUUUGAUGACAUCAAGAUACUAUAUAACGACUGGCCAUAUGGCAUCGAUGCAGACGUUGUGCACCUCGUCGUGUGGACCAAGUUUGAACUGGACGACGACCCCGACACUGGGCUCUCUACCGCAGAAUCCCAGAAACAAAUCGGUGAUUACGUACAAAAGACGUUCGCUCCAAAGGUAAAAGAGUUGGUCUGGUUCAAGAAUUGGAAGAGUCUGAAGAGCGUGCAUGCAGUGGAGCACUUCCACGUCAUGUUGUACAGGCCGGACGCUGUGUUCCUAAGGGAGAUUACGAACGGCGAUGUCCCGAUGACUGAGAAGUUCGCCUAG
Alternaria postmessia is the source of this 654-nucleotide messenger RNA. RefSeq lists its product as uncharacterized. The record is from RefSeq and is a predicted model, not a curated record. NCBI's taxonomy places the organism in Eukaryota, Fungi, Ascomycota, Dothideomycetes, Pleosporales, Pleosporaceae. Gene Ontology annotation, cellular component: cytoplasm. The transcript has 3 exons. The coding region runs from base 1 to 654 and encodes 217 amino acids. Gene Ontology annotation, biological process: N-acetylglucosamine metabolic process.